Molecule: messenger RNA, 3137 nt
Organism: Ornithorhynchus anatinus (platypus)
Lineage: Eukaryota; Metazoa; Chordata; Mammalia; Monotremata; Ornithorhynchidae
Gene: MFGE8
Product: milk fat globule EGF and factor V/VIII domain containing
Exons: 10
Coding region: 171-1640 (489 amino acids)
Molecular function (GO): calcium ion binding
Source: RefSeq, a predicted model, not a curated record
AGAAGGAAAAGGAGGGAGCAUUCAGGACCCAGGGCGGUAGCAGCCGUCUGACUCAUUCCGACUCCGGAGGAGUCAAAACAGGGCACGGGCGCCCAGGGCUAGCCUACCACCGGACCUGGCUGCAUCCCACUAGAGUCCAGGCGAGAGUGGUGCUCUCUGGGACUGGCAGCAUGAAGGACCACAGCCUAGGCCAGGCGCUCGGGGGCUGGACCUCAGGCUGGACCUGGGCCUGGGCCCGGGCCUGGACCUUGGCUGCUUGUCUGGCGGUGGCCCUUGCUUCCCCAGAUGUUUGCGAGUCCAACUUGUGUCAGAAUGGCGGCACCUGCCUCUCGGAAGUCAACGGCUCCCCGUUCUUCUGCAUCUGCCCCGAAGGCUUCACCGGCACAGUCUGCAACGAGACGGAGAGAGGACCCUGCUUUCCGAACCCGUGUCUCAACAACGGCGAGUGCGAAGUGCUGACCGACUCCCACCGUGGGGAUGUCUUUGCCCAGUAUUUCUGCAAGUGCCCGGUUGGCUACAAGGGAAUUCAUUGCCAGGAGAAUGAGAACGAGUGCUCGUCGAAGCCCUGCCUGAACGGCGGCACCUGCCUCGACCUGGAAGGUGACUACGCCUGCAAGUGCCGCUCUCCGUUCUUGGGCAAGACCUGCAAGUUCCGCUGUGCUGCACCACUGGGCAUGGAGACAGGGGCCAUCGCGGAUGCCCAGAUCUCGGCUUCGUCCGUGCACUUCGGGUUCCUGGGGCUGCAGCGCUGGGGCCCAGAGCUGGCUCGGCUCAACGGCAAGGGCAUCGUCAACGCCUGGACCGCUGGCAACUACGACAAGAAGUCCUGGAUCCAGGUGAACCUACUGAGGAAGACCCGGGUGACAGGCAUCGUGACCCAGGGUGCCAGCCGGGCGGGCAGCGCCGAGUAUCUGCGGACCUUCAGGGUGGCGUAUAGCUUGGAUGGACAUGACUUUGCCUUCAUCCGGGACCCAGAGGAGAAGAGAGACAAGGUCUUUGUGGGGAAUGUGGACAACAAUGGGUGGAAGCAAAACCUGUUCGAGCCACCCAUCGUGGCGCAAUACGUGCGGAUUCAUCCCCUGGCCUGCCGCCGGGGCUGCACCCUCCGCUUUGAGCUCUAUGGCUGCGAGAUGAACGCCUAUUUCAACACGGCAGGUUGCUCUGAGCCGCUGGGCAUGAAGUCCCACCUCAUCCGUGACAAGCAGAUCACGGCCUCCAGCACCUAUAAGACAUGGGGCCUGGAUGCUUUCAGCUGGCACCCCUACUUUGCACGCCUGGACAAGAAGGGCAAAUCCAAUGCCUGGGCAGCCAAGGGCAACGAGGCCACGGAAUGGUUGCAGAUUGACUUGGGCACCCGGAAGCAGGUGACGGGCAUCAUCACCCAGGGGGCCCGUGACUUUGGCCACAUCCAGUACGUGGCGGCGUAUCGUGUGGCUCACAGUGACGAUGGGAAGACCUGGACCGAGUACCAGGACAGCAUCACCAAAGACACUAAGAUUUUCCACGGAAACUCAGACAACAACUCGCACAAGAAGAAUGUGUUCGACCAGCCCUUCUAUGCCCGGUUUGUCCGCAUCCUGCCCACCGCCUGGCACGAUCGCAUCACCCUCCGGGUGGAGUUACUGGGCUGCGACGAGUAGACGCCACCCCCCCGCCCGCCCACCGCCGUGGGAAAGACAGACCGCCGGGCUGCACCGUCGGGAAGAGACGGCGGGAGGGACCUCGGUCACAGCUGCCCUUCUCACGCAUCCUUCCCCCCGCCCCGCCACUGCAUACCCGCUGUUGCCACGCACCCGCCCUGCUGCUCAGAGAGAGGCAGGGGACAGAUCGGGACCGGAGGGGUGAUGCCUGGUUGUAGAGAAGGCGGGGGCUCAGCCCUAUCCCCCCACUUUCCCAUAGAAGAGGAGUCUCCCCCACCCCCCGGCCCUGCUUAGUCUCCGAGCCCGCUCACACAGCAGUCUUACUUUAGGCUGCCCCUCUAGUUGGGGGCCUUUAUAGCCCUUCCCCUUCACCCCCUGCUUACUCUCAGCCACGGGGAGGCCCUCCGACCAUCACUUCCAAGGGCCGCAGGGGUCCGGAAGAGGAGAGCCUGUACCCGUGCAGCUGAAGAGUCGGAGGAGGAAGGCAGGUGCCAGGAGAUUGGGCUUGAUAAUGAGUGGAAUUUGUUAAGUGCCUAUGUGCCAGGCACCAUUCUAGGCGCUGGUGUAGUAGAAGGUAAUCAGGUUGGACACAGUCUGAGUCCCACCUGCGGUUCACAGUCUUAAUCCCCUUUUUACAGAUGAGACAACUGAGGCAGAGACAAGUGAAAUACCCAAAGUCACACAAUAGACAAGUGGCAGAGGGGGAUUAGAACCCGGGUCCUUCUGACUCCCAACGCCUGUCCCUAUCCAUUAAGCCCUAUUGCUUCCCAGAUUUGGGAGACAGAGGAGGGUGGCAGUGGGAAAUAGGUAGUAAACUCUGGUGCCCAUCACCCCCCGCUACACACAGCCUGCUUCCCUUCUGCCCCUCCCACUGACACCCCCUGAAUUCCUCAAACUAGAAUCAGGGGGGUGAGAUGGUCAGUUUCUGCAUUGGAGUGGGAGGCCCUCUGUUCUCCCCCCUCCGCCGCCACUUAAUGCCUCGCCCCCUCCUCAACCCUGGAAAGAAUGUGUAGUAGCUGUCAGUGCUGAUAGGUGCCAGCCAGGCCCUCUCCGGACCUGUCCGCUGCACGGGGUGAAGUGGGAUGGGCAGGAGCGGGAAGGGGAGGGGUCAGCGCAGCUGGCUGCUGGCCACCAUUGCUCCGGGAGACCCUGACUGUCGCCUGAGUGGAUGGGGCUCCCGCCCUCCCCGCAACGGGGAGACGCCAAGGCCCGGCCACUUGUGGUGUCCUGGGGGGAGGCCCUGGAGCAGAGCAAGGAGGGUUGUGAGGGACCCCUCGGGCUCAGUAAAGGAGGCAGAGACCCCAUCCCCUUGGACAGCUGGGUCCGAGUCCUCUCCUACGCCGCAGGCUGCAGGUGGCGGGGAAGGUUCUUGAGGACCCCCCCGCACCACCAUCACCAUCCCCGCAGCUCCCUGCUGGUCUGCCUGGCCACCCUAGCACCAGGGGCUGGAAGGUGGAGGAGGCGGCUUCUCAAAUAUAUUUAUACUAUUGACUUUGA